UGUAAACUGCUAAAUCGCAAACUCUAAAAACGUCUUAAGGCAUGAACCGCCGACUUCCACAGCUGCUGCUGAGUUCUUCAACACCAACUCUCAGUCCGUAUCUCUCUGUCUCUGUGGUUGGCUAUGGCGAAAGGAGACGAUGCAGUGAGGAGGAAGAAAAAUAAGUCACUACGAAAGAAGAUGAACGGCCAGAAAGAUUCUUCCUCGGCAGUUUCUGCACGUGUUGCGGCCAUUAUAGCCGCCAAGAAGCGUCGCAUGUCUGGUAAACGCAGAAAAUGCCAGGGAAUGUGUUUUAGCCUUCCUACCCCUGAUGAUCCCUUCAAUGAUAGGAACGGUCAAAAAGAUCCCAAAACAAAGAUAGUCAAGAAAGUCAAGCCUUCUCAAAGGGAUGAAAUUGUGUUUACGAAGGGAAAAGAAUCGUUUGGUAAACGUGAUGCAAAGGUAGAUGAUUUAAACUUGAAAGUUGACAAGGUUUCAAGUUUCAAGAAUGAGAAGAAGAAUGCAGGGCGGCUUAGCCUAUUAGAGCCUGGAAGAACAAAGACCGAGGUGAAUCGAAAGGGUGGUGUCGAUGGUUUGCAAGGGCAGGCCUAUGAAAACUUAGGUUGUCCAUCAAAGUAUCUGAUUAUGUGCUUGAAUGAGAUAGAAAGUGCAUUGCGUUCUGAUGGUACAUACAUUACUGAAGAGGAUGAGCCUUUGUUUGCUAGUUCUUGGGGAAAUGAAUUUUGGAAAUGUUAUUCAGCUGGAAAGGAUAUGUUAGAGACAAGUGGAACUCCUUCUAGCGUAGAGCAAAUCGCAUGGAUUGUCUGUAGUGCUGCUGAUACUAUUUCUAAAAAAGAUGAAGAAGGUUUAUCAUGCAUCAGCCCCUUUCUCUUGUUCCUUGUUCAAUCCAAAGAAAAAGCUGCCAAGGUACGCUCGGUGUGCAAAGCUUUGAAAAUUCAUGGUGUACAUGCUGUUAGCAUACAUCCUGGUGCCUCCUUAGAUCACCAGAUUCAAGGUUUGAAGAAUUGUGAGCCUGAGGUUCUCAUUGCAACACCUGGGAGGCUUUUGGAGCUUGUUUCUUUGAAGGCAAUUGAUAUAUCUGGGGUCUCCUUGCUGGUCAUUGAUGGACUGGAAUCUCAAUAUCAAAUUGGUUACCUUGAUACUAUAAAAGACAUAUCACAGUUAGUAUCAAGAAAUGCCCAUCACUUGGUUUUCAGUGAUAGCUUUGGGUCUCCAUGUGUCCCUGUGGUGCAAAAUCUUCUUGUUGGACCACUUCAUAGACUAUCUCUAAACAACUGCAUUACUAGUCAAAGUGCAUGCAUUCCCAUUAACACAUGCAGUGCAAAAGAAGAACAGCUAUCUAAGCGUGGAACCCGGUGACGUGACAAAUUGUGCAGUCUCCAUAAUUCACAUUGACCAAAUUGGUACAACUGACUAGAUUUUGUUCUUGCAAUUGAAAGUUACAUUCUUCUCCCAAGGAUGGUCCUUUACACUGUUAAUGGUGUGUUGCACAGCUUUUUAACUGAAGAUGGUGCUGAGCUUGUUCAACUGUUGAUUGAAAUACUUUAAAAUUAUUGGCAAGCAAUGCUUAAAGCCCAACGAACAUGUCUCUUACUUAUCUUACCGUAGAACCAUGAAGUUUGAAUUUUCUUGCAUUAUAUUUUACUAUCAUUAUUAUUAUUUUUAAUUCCUAUUGUUGUAUGUGAUGGAAAAAAUUGGAAAGGGUACACCUGAAAAUUUGUUAAAUCUUGAAACAUAUAUGGUCUAGUGUUUGACAAUAUAGAAUAGAAUCUUAUAUGCAGAAAGGAAUGUGAAAAAAGGGUUUAAGAGCCUAAAACAAGUGGUGGAGAUUCAUAUUUUGUUGUCAAUGAAAUCUUUGUCAGUAUCCUUAUUUUUCA
Molecule: messenger RNA, 1877 nt
Organism: Ziziphus jujuba (common jujube)
Lineage: Eukaryota; Viridiplantae; Streptophyta; Magnoliopsida; Rosales; Rhamnaceae
Product: ATP-dependent RNA helicase DBP3
Biological process (GO): cytoplasmic stress granule assembly; P-body assembly
Cellular component (GO): cytoplasmic stress granule; P-body
Molecular function (GO): mRNA binding; ATP binding
Source: RefSeq, a predicted model, not a curated record